AUGGUGUUCCUGUUUCCUGAAGGCAUGCGAGGUCCAGGAGGCCCACCGAUCUAUCCUGGGCUCUAUGCUGUAGUCGGUAAGCUACAAAAUGAAUUAUCUUUUGUUGUUUAUCAAUCACAUAAGUCUUGAGU
Cylicostephanus goldi is the source of this 131-nucleotide messenger RNA. The record is from the annotation of a GenBank genome assembly. Lineage: Eukaryota; Metazoa; Nematoda; Chromadorea; Rhabditida; Strongylidae.